GUGUGGAAGGAGCUCGACUACGGCUCGAUGACGGAGGCGGAGAAGCAAAUGCUCGUCUCGGAGGUGAAUUUGCUUCGCGAGCUGAGGCAUCCGAAUAUCGUCCGGUAUUACGAUCGGAUCAUCGACAGGAGCAGAACGACCUUGUACAUCGUGAUGGAGUACUGUGACGGGGGUGACCUGGCUAGCUUAAUUGCGGAGUGCACGAAAGAAAGGCAUCACUUGGAAGAAAGCUUUGUUCUCCGAGUAUUGACUCAAUUGACAUUGGCCUUGAAGGAAUGUCACAGACGGAGUGAUGGUGGAGUCACUGUGCAUCGUGACCUUAAACCAGCAAAUGUCUUUCUAGACGGCAAGCAGAAUGUGAAACUUGGGGAUUUUGGACUGGCUAGAAUACUGCACCAUGACACCAGCUUUGCCAAAACGUUUGUUGGAACUCCGUAUUAUAUGUCUCCAGAACAAAUGAACCAUAUGUCAUACAAUGAAAAAUCUGACAUCUGGUCUCUAGGAUGUCUCCUGUACGAAUUAUGUGCUCUCUCGCCUCCGUUUAGGGCUUACAACCGAAAGGAGUUGGCAGAAAAGAUAAGGGAAGGGAAAUUCAGACGACUACCAUAUCGUUACUCAGACCAGUUGAAUGAACUUCUCAAAGAGAUGCUGAACGUAAAGGAUUAUUGCCGACCUUCUGUUGAAGAUAUUCUGCAGCACCCCUUGAUAGCAGACUUGGUGACAGAAGAACAAAGACAAAAUUCUGACAAAAGAGGCCAGAGAUCACGGGAGCCAGAAAGGCUGCAGAAUUCAGAUGCUGCAGUGAAUGAGCUGAAACGGAAGGAGCAACAAUUACAGGAGCGAGAACAAGCCAUUAAAGAGAGAGAGCAACGCUUGGAGCAGAGAGAACGGGAACUCUGUGUUCGAGAGAGACUGGCAGAGGACAAACUUGCUAGAGCUGAAAACAUGAUGAGGAACUACAAUCGCUACAAACAACAGAGGACAUUAGCUUGUGCAGAUGGUCCAGAUAACGCACUCCUGCUCCCCUUUUCUACAACCAAGAAGAAAGUACACUUUGAUGGAAGUGCACACAAUGCUGUGCCUCCCGCUAAUUUGGAAAACUGUCCCCUUUCCAACAUGAAAUGCUCUGAUCUCAAAAAACGUCUAUAUGCUGUAAAUCUACGGGCUCAAGCACUGUCUGAACUGGAAGAAAGCUAUCAACUAAAGAGCAGACAAAUCUUGGGCAUGCGCUGAAUCUGUAACAUAGAUGUACAGCAUUUAACUUUUUAGAGUUGAUUAAAUGUAUAGGAGGAUACUUGUGCCUCCUGCUUUUAAGCUGGAACCUACUGAAAAUAUAUUUUACCACUUGUUUUACAAAUUUUU
Molecule: messenger RNA, 1362 nt
Organism: Opisthocomus hoazin
Lineage: Eukaryota; Metazoa; Chordata; Aves; Opisthocomiformes; Opisthocomidae
Source: RefSeq, a predicted model, not a curated record